This is a messenger RNA of Cyclocybe aegerita, 1413 nucleotides long. The record is from the annotation of a GenBank genome assembly. NCBI's taxonomy places the organism in Eukaryota, Fungi, Basidiomycota, Agaricomycetes, Agaricales, Hemipholiotaceae.
AUGGCUCCAACACCCCCAACACGGCGGGAGGUUCUUCUCCUCGCCAUGCUGCUCCUCGUUAUCCUCUUCUUUUCCAACUCAGAGCCGCCACCACCUCCUUCGCCAACCCUCCCUCUCACCCCAAGCGCUCCCGUUCUCGAGGCCCAUACACCACAACCGCUGGACACAAGGCUGACGUGGGGUUCAUCGCGGCCUCCCGAAACGACAAUAGCAUCACACGUCCCAGGCUGGACAAUACUCGACAAGUUAUACAUCCUCAAGGGCGUGGUUUACAUCGUUUCAGACAGCCCGUCAACAAUACCCGACGUUCGAUACAUCUACUCCAAAGGUUUAGCUAUCAAACCGGGACAGGAGGAGGACCAGAAGCGAUUACCUACGGACAGGCAUAUUCGAGUAAUUAGCACCAAGGAGGCGAGAAAGCUGUUUGGAACGAGUGCGCAAACUAUCGAUGGAUUCUCAUUUCUCGUGAAUGACCCUCCGCAGUUCAUCACCCAUUACUAUCACUGGUCCGCCGAGCUCUGGUUCGGGUUUUGGCGGGCAUACUCCUCCCUCGACCCAUCGAUAUCGCCGGAAGGAAACACCACCCUAGUGCCUCCACGCCGGAUAAUGUUCAACCACCUCGACAACGUACACUGGCGCGACUAUGCCGACAUGAACCAACUCGUCCUGCGAUCAUCAUUUCCUUCCGUGUCGAUGGAAUUCGUUGACGACUGGCGGGACCGAGCAGAGAUGGGGAAGGCAUUCGUGUUCGAGCGUGUGCUCGUCGCGGACCGGUCCGCGGCGAUGCUCUCGUUCAACUACGCCCGCUACCAGCGCACGGCGGCUGCAGCCUUCGCCCUGCCCGGCAGCAUGAGCUGGUGGCAGCCCAUCAGAAACAACGUCGUCGAGUUCGCUGGUGUCGACCCUGAAGUGGGGAGUGGGACAACUGGGAAGCCUGUUAUCACGUACAUCUCGCGGCAGAACUGGGGCAGGCGUAUGCUCAUCCCUGAACACCACGACCGGCUUGUGCAAGAACUACACAGAAUCAGAAACGAAUACGGGUAUGAAGUGAAUGUGGUCGAGGCAGAGCAUAUGUCGCGCGUUGAGCAAAUCCGGUUGGCGGCUCGGACAACGAUUAUGAUGGGCGUGCACGGGAAUGGUUUGACGUCGCUCGUGUGGAUGAAGCCUAACCCCAGGUCGACGGUCAUGGAAUUCUUCUUUCCUCAAGGCUUUGCGCACGACUACGAAUACACGACGCGGGCAUUAGGAAUGGUGCAUUACGGUUUCUGGAACUCGGAGUAUUUCACAAGCCCGGGUCUACCAACUCCUCAAUACGUCGAAGGCUUCCAGGGCAAGGAAAUCCCAAUCGACGGCGAGGCCGUCGCGCGGCUAUGUGUCGAGCGACUGUCCCUGAACAGUGAAGUUGAUGACUAG